AGUGUCACUCAUUCCUUUUCAUCAAAUCCUAAGUUUCUCUUUUUUUUAAACUCUUUCACUCUUAUUUUAUCUUUUGUGUUUUCGCGAGGUGUCCCAACAGGCUCAGUCGUUGUCGUUCCCUGCUGCUGUGUGUACCGCACCUUUCUCGCUUCUUCUUUUUACCAUUAUUUUCUCUCUCUCUCUCUCCACCCCCUCCCACUUCUCGUUCCCCUUUAGCUGUUUUUUCUCUCCCUGUUCUCCUCCUCGCAACGCCGUGUUCGCCGAGACCAGGAAGGCUCAAGAAUGAUUCAGAUUUUCAUCCUGAUUGCCGUGGCGGUCGGCAUCCUCUUCGCCUACCUGUACACCAAGAAGGCCAAGGUCGCGCUCGACCCCGCGACGUUCAAGGAGUUCCAGCUGAUCAAGAAGACGGAGGUGAGCCACGACACCCACAUCUUCCGCUUCGCCCUCGACAGCCCCGAGCAGACGCUGGGCCUGCCGAUCGGUCAGCACAUCGUGCUCCGGGCGAACUGCACGACGGCCGGCAAGACCGAGACGGUCACCCAUUCCUACACGCCCAUCUCCAGCGACGACGACAAGGGGCACGUCGACUUCAUGAUUAAGGUGUACUUCGCCAACGUCAACCCCCGCUUUCCACACGGAGGGCGGCUGUCGCAGCACCUGUACGGUAUGAAGAUCGGCGAUAAGAUGCAGAUGCGCGGUCCGCAGGGCAAGUUCACCUACGUCGGCAACGGCACUGCGCACCUGCACAAGCCCGGGCACGGCCCGACCACGGAGACGGUGGACGCCUAUGCGGCCAUCGCCGGUGGCACGGGCAUCACCCCUAUUCUCCAAAUCAUUCGCGCCAUCAAGAAGAACAAGGAGGACCGCACGAAGGUGUUUCUCGUGUAUGGCAACCAGACCGAGAGCGAUAUCCUGCUGCGCAAGGAGCUCGACGAGGACAUGAAGGACGAUGACCGUUUCCAUGUGUGGUACACGGUGGAUCGCGAGGCGAGCCCGGGGUGGCGCUAUGACAAGGGCUACGUGUCGGAGGAGAUGUUCCGCAAACACCUGCCGGUGCCUGACAAGUUUGGCGACGCCUCCGUCCCGCAGAACGCCGGGUUGAAGCGGGUGAUGGCGCUCAUGUGCGGCCCCCCGCCGAUGGUGACGAUGGCCAUCAAGCCGAAUCUGGAGAAGCUUGGUUACACGGCGGAAACCAUGUUCAGCUUCUAA
Molecule: messenger RNA, 1209 nt
Organism: Leptomonas pyrrhocoris
Lineage: Eukaryota; Euglenozoa; Kinetoplastea; Trypanosomatida; Trypanosomatidae
Product: putative mitochondrial NADH-cytochrome b5 reductase
Exons: 1
Coding region: 283-1209 (308 amino acids)
Molecular function (GO): oxidoreductase activity; FAD binding
Source: RefSeq, a predicted model, not a curated record